This is a messenger RNA of Varanus komodoensis (Komodo dragon), 2681 nucleotides long. RefSeq names its product shiftless antiviral inhibitor of ribosomal frameshifting (gene SHFL). Lineage: Eukaryota; Metazoa; Chordata; Lepidosauria; Squamata; Varanidae. Gene Ontology annotation, biological process: viral translational frameshifting; innate immune response. The transcript is spliced from 9 exons. Gene Ontology annotation, molecular function: sequence-specific mRNA binding; ribosome binding. The coding region runs from base 81 to 1004 and encodes 307 amino acids. The record is from RefSeq and is a predicted model, not a curated record.
UUGCGGCAGCCUCCCGGCCCCAGCUCGGGCUCGCCGCGGCUGUGUUGGCGGCCCCGGCGGCCCCUCUCGCGUCCGGCGCCAUGCAGCGCGUAACGCAAGAAGAGGUGCAGCUGGAGAAAAGUGUCCGCCGACUACGGGAGAAAUUUUAUGGGAAGGUGAGCAUCUUGGAUGCCGUGAUACUCAUGCGACGUUUUGCCAACAAUCAUGACCUCGUUUGCAAAUUCAUCAUCCUCUGCAAAGAUGAGCUGGAAGAUAUGGACACAAGCGCUGAAGGCAGCCUCGACAGUGAUCCUGUGGCUUUGAAGGUGCUGAAUAAGCUAAAGCUGGAAGAGCUGAAGAAAAAGAAACCAGAUGCGAAGAAUGAUGAUAAAAUCAUGGAAGUUGCUCAGCAGCUAAAGGUCUUGCCUCUGACAGAGGAGAAUCUGUGCAUGUUCACUAAUGCCCAAAACAACCGCAUCCCCCCUGUUGAUCACCAGUUUUCCUGCCAGGGCUGUGACAGGAUGUGGUGGCGUCGAGUCCCUGAGAGAAAACAGGUGUCCCGUUGCCCCUGGUGCAAAGUUCGCUAUGACCCAGUGCCUUUCAACAAAAUGUGGGGCAUAGCAGAGUUCAGCUGUACUGCAUGUGGGCGCACCUUCAGGGGAUCAGGCCAGAUGGGAACUCCAUCUCCCUGCUACAGUUGCCAUACCCCAGUAUACCCAAGCUGUAUCAUUCCACCUCGCAAGACCCCAGGGCCACGAGGCAGGCAACAGCACUCCUGCUUUGCAGAGGAUUGCUACAACCGAAGAGAGCCCCACAUACCCGGAACCCACUGUGUGCAUCCUCGAAGCCGGGCCAAGAAUGGCUUGCCCAAAGUGAUCUGCCCCAGCCAAGUGCAUGACAGUACCGGCUCCACAGUGGCCACCUGCUUAAGCCAAGGCAGCUUGGCAUGCUGGGACGUCGAUGAGCUCAUCCUGGAAGAUCUGAAAGAAGAAGAUGAAGAAGAGGAUGGCAGGAGCAGCAAUUAAUGCCUGGAUGCCCAGAGUAGGUCGGGGGAGUUGAAGUGCAAGUUGUGGUGGACAGGGAGGGAAUGGUCUUCGUAUUCCAUGAGGCUCGGGGGUCUGCUAAUUCUACUAGCAGGCAUGAAUGGCAGUCCUUCAUGCCUGGACCCACUCAGUAAUCCUUUCUAGACCUCUUUCUCAAGGUGGCUUUUCCUGGGCUUUGUUGCCUAUUACCGAUUUCCGCUCCAAAGAGCAUAUCUUUCAGAUGUAAUGAAACCACAGGUUUAAAUUGCUCUUGAUAGCAAUUUGAAAAAACUUGCUUUUUUCUUAUCCUCAGAAAAAAUUGCUAGUCUGUGAGAUUGUGUAUGAUUGAGACCUAGUAGUCUCUUGCAACCCAGCAGUCUGAGCACCUUCAAGCUACACUUCUCUAGAUUCUUUGGUCUAAAUCCAGCACAAGCUAAUGGUGCAGAUAUGCCCCUUCUGUCCGGUCCAAGCCCUCCUUGACACCUUCUAUUGGUUGCAUGGGGAACUUGACACGGUCUAAACUUCUGAUCGUCAAAUCGACCUUAAAAAAAUCAAACACGACAUGUUUACGUGCUGUCCAGCACGAUCUUCCAGCUACUCUCCAAAGAGUGGUGUGCAGCUGGAAUGAGAGGAUUGUGUGCUACAGGGUGAGUUUCUGCUGGGCUUGUGUCCAUAGUGCAGCUCACACUGGAUGGACUUGCAGUUAGGGAAGAGGCACGUGACUUCAGCUCUUUGAAAACCAGCCAAACUGGCAAGAUGACAAGGUGAGGGGCCAAGUUGCUUUUCUGGGGAGUGUUUAUUGCUGCUUUAGGUGGAUGAUGAUGCCUUUCUCCUCAGAGAACUUGCAGCAAGAACGUGCUUGGAUGUUUCUCUCCUCAAGCUAGUGUGGCAAGAAAUCAAAGGUUCCUUUUAGCCAUUUGGAAAACAUAGGUUAGUGGGGUGAUGCAACAACUAGCAGUCAGCCAAAGACCAAGUUUGAUUCAGAAUUACAUGGGAUCAACUGCACUGCUAGAAGUGGUUUCUCCUGAAGACUCAGGAGACACCACUGAACAGGUUAACAGUGGAGUAUAGAGCAGGGAAUCUCCUAAAACCAGGCUGAGGGACCUCGACUAAGCAGAGCCUUUCCUCUGGUGGAAGUCACCUACCUCAAAGGGCAGGCAGACUAACCACAAUAAUCUCUUGGGACCAAAAAUCAGAAAUGGGGGAGUUGGAGAAGCACUAUUAUGUGUACCAAUGCUCCAGUUACAGUCCUGUUCAGAGAAUCCAAAUCUGUCACAUGUGAACAUGAAGGGCAGUUUUAUUAGAAUCUCUCUUGAAUUUUGAGAUUUUAUUGCUGGAAAUUGCACUCGGGGUUUAAAGUCAAACAACAGCUUUUAUAAACAAGCAAAUAGCUGAUGCAGCAUUUGUGUGCUACUAGCCUCGCUCUUAGGGAGUCAUAUUAGUGCCUACCGUAUACAAUGCCUUGCAUAUGUGAGCAUAUGUGUGAUCUUAAUAGUCUGAUAUCCAAGUUGAAAGCAUUCCGAUUUAUGUUGAGCUUUCUUUCAUUUGUGGAGAUGCAUUUUCUACCAAGUGUUAAUGUAUAAGAUGAACUUGAUGGUGUUCUUUCUUGCUGUGAUGAAUAGCAACACCUCUCUAAACAGCAACAACAAAAGCUGGAAAUUAAAAUGAUAGGUUUUCCUA